CCCCAAAGUGAUCUCUUCCCGGGCCUGUGGAACCUGAAGCAGAACUGAUGGGCGGGAUAAAAUGAAAGAGACAACCAAACACCUCCCUCAAGAGAAGACGGGACCAAUCCGCCCGGGAAAGGGAGGAGGGAAGUUUAGCCAAUAAGCAGGAGAGACUGGCCUGGACAUAACAUACCUACCAAUAAGAAACUGAGGUCUGUCUUCCAAGUUCACGGGGGGGGGGUCACUCAAGCAGAUGCUGACCAAUGAUCUUAGAGGCCGAGCCAAGCUAAACCAAUCAGAGGGCCGAUCUGACCUCGGCACCGUUAGUGGGGAGCGGCCUCCGAGCUCACGUCAGGAGAAGGCCCCUGGCCUUCCAAUGUGGUACUGGGGCAAAUUCUAGUCCUCCCAAUCCGUGCUCGGCGCAGGCAAUUCAAACUGACAGCGGGUUAGAGAAAGCGGAAGAAAGAGUGAAGCCCGGCGUGUUCGGUGACUGACGCCAGGUGCGGACGGAACUUAAGCCGCGGCCUCUCAUCCAAUACCACUGCCCACUCCGGAGCGACCGCUGCCGGAAAAACCUUAAGGGUCACGGGCGGCGAUUGCUGAGGGAGCGAGGACGCCAAGGGCCGUGGUGCAAGGGAGGGGACGCGCGGCCUAGCUCGGAGAAGGGGGCGCGGGACAGGGCCGAAGCCGGCGUGCCCUGAGUGGCGUUGAAUCCUGCGAAGAGGCCGCGUGGAGCAGAGCAGGGAUCGGAGCGCUCUGCAGGCAAGACUCGCACUGGGAGUUGUCCGAGAAGCGAAGCUUUAAAGGGUAGAGCCCCUUGGGAACAGGUGGGAAUCUUUGAAUUCCGGGGCGGGAGCUGAAGAGCUGAAGAUUCUUGGAGUCCAGAGAAAGUGAACGGCGUUGUUCCCUUCAGCUCCACUUGUCUCUCCCCACCUCAAACUCCAUUCCCUUUCCCACCCCAAGCCAAAAGCAAGAAAAAUUUGCUGUUCCCAUUUAAUAAAUACUAAUUUUACCUUCCCACCAAGAAAACAACUCUCUUCCCAGUUUUAGAGCUUAAAGAACUCAAAGCCUUCCGACUUGGCUUGUUAACCUGGGGGAAUCAAAGUACGAAGGGUUAUUGCUUGUUCCCUCUUUCAAAAUUCUGCACCUCGUUCUACGUGGGACGCUAUGUCUACCAACAACUGUAAUUUCAAGGACCGAUGUGUGUCCAUCCUGUGUUGCAAAUUCUGUAAACAAGUUCUCAGCUCUAGGGGAAUGAAGGCUGUUUUGCUGGCUGAUACCGACAUAGAUCUUUACUCUACAGACAUCCCUCCUACCAACACAGUGGAUUUCAUUGGAAGAUGCUAUUUCACAGGAAUCUGCAAAUGUAAACUGAAGGACAUCGCAUGUUUAAAAUGUGGGAACAUUGUAGGCUAUCAUGUGAUUGUUCCAUGUAGUUCCUGCCUUCUUUCCUGCAACAAUGGACACUUCUGGAUGUUUCACAGCCAGUCCGUUUAUGGUAUUAACAGACUAGACUCCACUGCUGUCCUGUUCUCCCCAAAGUCCUUCGUGACCACCUCUGGAGGGACUCCCACUUUCCUGCCACUAACAGAUUUAUCGCUUGGACUUAGGAGCACAUACAGACCUCCCCCUCUCCUGGUUUCCAGGGAUCUGAGAAGAGUGCCUCUGAGCCACCAGGAAGCUGACAGAUGCAUGAUGGACAAUGACUGUGAGUCUCACUUCAGGGAUUGUUCACUGGCUGAAUGCCAGCUCUGUUCUAUUCUUGCUUAUGCCAGUUUUCCCUGCCAGCCUCAGGAACCUAGACAUGGCAUAUGAAAAGGAAAGAGACUG
Molecule: messenger RNA, 1812 nt
Organism: Meriones unguiculatus (Mongolian gerbil)
Lineage: Eukaryota; Metazoa; Chordata; Mammalia; Rodentia; Muridae
Gene: Rumy1
Product: family with sequence similarity 72 member A
Exons: 5
Coding region: 1150-1797 (215 amino acids)
Cellular component (GO): cytosol
Source: RefSeq, a predicted model, not a curated record